AUGGAUCGAUUCGCCGAGCAGUUGUUCGGGCGUCCAGCCAAGGACACCAAGUACUCGUCCCGAGACAAAGACGGCCCCGGCUUCAUGGAGUCCAUCGCCAGAACCUUUGUCGCAUCCGCUGCCGACCGAGCCAUGGGCCAGAUAAACGGGCAACGCGGCCGCGGCGGCGGGUUCGACCACGAAGACUUUCGCUCGCUGGGAGGGUUCGUGCUGGAGAUGAUGAACGGCGGGGACGACGGCGACAGACAGCGCAAGAAGAGCAAGAAGCGGCGGCAUUCGGAGCGGGAGACGACUCGCGAUGUGCCCCGUGAGAAGGAGAGCGCCCAGGAUCCGGGCUACGGCGGCGAGCCACGCAAACGCCGGCGUGGCCAUCGUCUCUCCGGCAGUCCGCUGCACGUCACCUUCGCCGAGCCGCUGCAGGACUUCGACUACCCUCCGGUGCGCAAACGACACCGCCGCCGACACGAAGACAUCUACGAGCCGGACCCGCGGCCGUCGCGCUCCGACUCGCACCGCAGCCGCCGGCGCUCGCACGAACGCCGCUCGCGCCGCCGCCACCACGCGCGGGUCGACCUGCACACGCUCAAGUCGGAGCUGGAGGACAUGUCGAGCACCAUCAUCGGGCUGAACGCGCGCAGCACCACGCACCUGGACUGCGAGUUCUACGACAAGUUUGCGCGCAAGGGCGGCCGCCUGCAGGACGCCAUCGGGAGCACGCUGGGGCAGAUCCGCGAGCUCGACGGCGGCGCCUCGGAGGACGAGGAGCGGAGGGAGCGCAAGAGGCGGCGCAGGGAGCGCAGGGAGCGCAGGGAGCGCAGGGAGAGGUGGUGA
Messenger RNA from Ilyonectria robusta, 831 nucleotides. RefSeq lists its product as uncharacterized. NCBI's taxonomy places the organism in Eukaryota, Fungi, Ascomycota, Sordariomycetes, Hypocreales, Nectriaceae. The record is from RefSeq and is a predicted model, not a curated record. Bases 1 to 831 code for a protein of 276 amino acids. The transcript has a single exon.